AAAAACCCCCUUCUCCUAUUGGGCUUCUGUUUCGGCCCAUAGAAUAAUAGGCCCAUAAUUGAAAAAGCGGGAAUUUGAAAUUGAAUAGAGAGCGUGGAGUGUGUGGACGAAGACUCAGACACACACAGCAUGACGGAAAUGGAGGAAACGGUGUCUCGCAUAAUCUCCGAGCUAGAGGAUCUCCGUGGAAACCCGCAACCACCGCCACCACUCUCCGAACAAACCCUAAUGGAUCUUCAAUUUCUCCUCAAACACUCUCUCACAGAGACUCUCUACGAUGAGCUUCCAUCGAAGAAUCUCUCUCCGUCUUCUCUCAUUCCUCCCAUUGCUUCAGCAAUGGACUCUUCACCACCGCACCACUCUCUUCUCGCUUCCGACGUCUUCCUCUCGCUCCUCCUCGCUCCAAACGCACCCGUUUUUACACUCUUUACACCCAUUUCGUUUCUUUCUUUCCUCCGCUCCCUCCGCCGCUCCUGCAAGGCCCACUCCCACCCCGGCCCGGCCCAAGACAACUCCAUGAACCGGAAACGGAAGCGGCCGGGCCGCGGCCGGGCGAGUAAUCCCCAAAACGACGACGAUUCGCCGGACACCGGUUCCCAACACGACCCCCGGGUGCUCCUCCGCGUGCUGGAGAAGCUAGUCAAAGUAAUGGGAUUGAUCCACUUGAACCGCUUCCCGGAGACUCUCAAGUCCCUGAUUCAAACCGUGGCUGAAAUCCCCGUGACCUCGCUCGAUACGUGCGGGAACGCGGCGGUGUAUAGCAGAUUGCUUAGCCUGUGUUCGCACGUGCUGAAGGAAGUUCUCAAAUCUGAGCACGGAGAACCUUCCAACACUGCUGCCGAGGUGUUGAAAUCGCUGUGUUCGCUUGUUCUCAUGGCGAAGUCGCUGGCGAGGACAUUUGCUAUUGGAUUUGUCACCGGUCUUAGUAACCAAUGCGAUGGUGUGAAGAAGGCGCUGGUUAAUUUUCCGAGGUAUUUGGCCAAGAAGGCGCCGGAGAAGGCCGAGCCUAGAGCAUUGGCGGUGGACUCCAUCAUGGAGGUUGUUAAAGUUAUGGAAUUUGAUGAUCAAAUUGCGUUUGUGAAGUAUGUUGUGCAGAUGGCACAGGGGAAGUCGAAUCUUCGGCUUUUGGCGGUUGAUCUCAUUUUGAAUCUGGUGACGUCAUUGAGGGAUCCGUUGGGCGUGGAGAGUGAAGGGAGUGAGGCGUGGGGAGUGUGGUGCUUGGAGGCACUUGUGAAACGGUGUUCUGAUGUGAGUGGCGCAAUUCGGGCGCGGGCUUUGUCGAAUUUAGCGCAGCUGGUGGGGUUUUUGUCUCGUGGUGAGAGGACUAGUGCGGUUCUGAAGGAGUUUACGGGGUUUGGGAGGGUUGGUGAUGGGAAUGUUGGAGGUGGAAUGAAUGAUAUGCUGAGGAGGAGGUGUAUGGAUGAUAAGGCAGCUGUGAGGAAAGCUGCAUUGCUUUUGGUUACUAACUUGACUUCUCUUCUUGGAGGUGCAAUUGAUGAAGUGGUGCUCAAGACAAUGGGAAUGGCUUGUUCUGAUCCACUUAUCAGUAUGCGGAAAGCUGCAAUUACAGCUCUAUCAGAGGCUUUCAGAACAUUCUCUGCUGAAACAGUAAUAACUGAGUGGCUACGUUCAGUUCCGCAUUUAAUAACUGACAAUGAAUCAAGCAUCCAAGAAGAAUGUGAGAACAUGUUUAAAGAACUUGUUUUGGACCGGAUAUCUAGAGCUGCAACUGCUACUUCUUCAUAUAGUGAGCCUUUGUCUAAUAGAAAGAUGAAAGGAAAAGGUGUAGACAAUGAGAUGGAGAAGCUUUUUCCCAACGGGACUCUGUAUCUUCUGAGAGAGAUUUGCCAUGGGGAGGUGAGCCCUUGGGUGAAGAAAAUUUGCACAAAUCUGGGCAAAAAGAAACGUAUAAAUCACAAAAUUGUUACUGCACUUCAAAAUAUAAUCAGGGCAUCAGAAUCUAUAUGGCUAAGUCACUCCAUGCCAAUAGAAAAGUGGACUGCCCCACCAGGUGCUUGGUUUCUUUUGUCAGAGGUGUCAACUUUCCUUUCAAAAGUAGUAGACUGGGAGUUUCUUCAUCAUCAUUGGCAACUUCUUGACAAACAUGAAGUGGAAGGUGAGUUCAAAAGCCCAUUUGUACAAAGAAAUGCAUCUGCAGAGGAAGAAAGCAUAGAAUGCAAUCAUGUUGCCUGGGCCAGUGACCGAGUUUUCCUUCUACAAACAAUUUCUAAUGUUUCUGUGGAGCUUCCCCCUGAACCUGCAGCUGAUUUGGCUCAUAAUUUGCUCAAAAGGGUUUUACAAUUCAACAUGCAUUCAACAGAGGUUGAUGCUCAUUUAAAAGCACUAAAAACAUUAUGCAAACGGAAAGCUUCAAAUCUCGAAGAGGCAGAAGCAUUAGUCUUGAAAUGGUUCCACCAAGUUCUCUCCAGGGCUUCUGGAAUAAUAGAAAAAUUCAUUUCAGAGAAUUCAGAACAAAAUGCAGAAGGCAGCUUCUUCACUCCACCUAGAAGUGGGACUAGGAAAGGCAGGAAAUCAGUAGCAAAGUCCAAGGCAUUGUCUAAAGCAAUUACAGCGAUUUAUACAGUUGGGUCUUUAGUUAUUGUUUGCCCAUCUGCUGAUAUGAGCAAUGUAGUUCCUCUAUUGCAUACAAUCAUCACUUCUGGGAGUUCUGGUCCUAUAUUAAAUAAACUACCCGGCCCUUCAACUUCUUUACAACAGGAAGCUCCUUCUUUUUACAUUCAAGGGUGGCUUGCCAUGGGCAAGCUUUGCCUUGCUGAUGGGAAGCUAGCUAAGAAUUAUAUUCCUCUGUUUGUACAGGAGCUUGAAAAGAGUGGAUCUGCAGCUCUUCGCAACAAUAUUGUGGUCAUAAUGGCAGACUUUUGUGUCCGGUUCACUGCUCUUGUUGAUUGUUACAUAACAAGGAUCACAAGGUGUCUCUUAGAUCCUUGUGAACUUGUGAGAAGGCAAACAUUCAUAUUGCUUUCCAGAUUGCUGCAGAGGGACUAUGUGAAAUGGAGAGGAGUGCUAUUUCUUCGGUUCCUUUUGUCACUUGUUGACGAAUCAGAAAAGAUAAGGCAGUUAGCGGAUUUUCUCUUUGGAAAUAUUUUGAAAGUCAAGUCUCCUCUUUUAGCAUACAAUAGUUUUGUUGAGGCUGUUUUUGUUCUGAACGACUGUCAUGUCCAUAAUGGGCAUCGUGAGUCUCAAGGAUCACGAAAGGAAAGCCAAAUCUUUUCCAUCAGAGGUACUGAUGAAGAGUCAAGGUCUAAAAGAAUGCACAUUUAUGUUUCUUUACUAAAACAAAUGGCUCCUGAGCAUCUUCUAGCAACCUUUGCCAAGUUAUGUGCAGAAAUUCUAGCCGCAGCUUCUGAUGGUAUGCUCAAUAUAGAAGAUGCAACUGGACAGUCUGUUCUACAGGAUGCUUUUCAAAUUCUCGGCUGUAAAGAGAUACGCAUUUCAUCCACUCGUGCAUCAUCUGAGUCAGCAGAUGUAGAGGAGGAAGGGGGAGAAAAUGGAUCUGCAGCUAGAAGAAAGGCUAUAACUCAGGCAGUCAAGAAAGGCCUUAUCCAAAAUACAGUCCCCAUCUUCAUAGAGUUGAAACGUCUGUUGGAAACCAAGAAUAGUCCCCUCAUAGGUUCUCUUAUGGAGUGCCUCCGCAUUAUUCUAAAGGACUACAAGAAUGAGAUUGAUGACAUAUUGGUAGCUGAUAAGCAGCUGCAGAAAGAGCUUAUUUAUGAUAUUCAAAAAUAUGAAGCAGCAAAAGCUAAAGCAACAGUUGCUGAGGCUGUGGGCACCAAGCCAAAAUCAGGUUCAAAUCAAUUAGCUGAUGUUUCUAAGAAUCUGACCAAGACUCAAGAACAAACAGUUGGACAAAGCAGUAACGAGCUUCCAAGUGAUUCAAGAGUUGCUUCAGCAAUAGCAGACACUGCAGCUGCAGCAACAGCCCGUUCUGUGCUCAGGGAAAUAAACAAGGGGACGGGUACACCACCACUUAGUUCUUUGAGUGUUCCUAAAGUCAAGUCUUGUACUGGUAUGUGUAAUUCCAAAGAUAAGUGCAUGGAUGUCAUACAAUCUUUAAGGAAAAGACAGUCUUUUGAUUCUGAUGAAGAAAACUAACAUCAAAAUGUAUUUUUAAUUUUAGCAUUCCAAAAUUAGUUUUAUGUGGCAUUGGAGACUGAAAGACCUGUCUUUCCAGACAAGUAUGUUAAUGUAAAUAUAAUGGAAACUUGAUAUUUGAUAAGAACUGGUUUUUACUGAUAAAAGCUAAAAUGCAGAUUAGCUCCUUACAGGAACAGAAAGGUGAAGAAAAGGUUAUAGGCAAAAAUGCUUAGUGGUUUUGUUCAAAUAGAGUUCAAAAAUAUAGUUGGCCUAGCAAAUAGGAAUAUGCUUGUUCCUCACUAUGAAAAGCUACAAAACUUUGGAGUAGUGUCUAGUGAGCCUGAAGAUAACUUAACUCUUGCCUAUCCGUGUUUCAGUGAA
This is a messenger RNA of Glycine soja, 4476 nucleotides long. Its product is annotated as condensin-2 complex subunit D3-like. The transcript has 9 exons. Gene Ontology annotation, cellular component: condensed chromosome, centromeric region. The record is from RefSeq and is a predicted model, not a curated record. Gene Ontology annotation, biological process: meiotic chromosome condensation; mitotic chromosome condensation. Gene Ontology annotation, molecular function: histone binding. The coding region runs from base 130 to 4113 and encodes 1327 amino acids. Lineage: Eukaryota; Viridiplantae; Streptophyta; Magnoliopsida; Fabales; Fabaceae.